AUGUCCAACGAAACCAACUCUACUGGCGGCGCUACCAGCCUCAAGAACGUUACUACCUUCACGUUCCCGACCAGCUUCAACACCGCUGUCGCCAGCGCUGAGACCGCGUCCAUGUCCAGCGCACCUAUCAAUAACCCUGAGGGUCACCCAGUCACUCGCGCAAACACAGAAGCGGGCGACGUUUCGCAGCAAUUCGUCCAGCUGCAUAUCAAUCACAUUGAAGCCAGGCUUCGCAACAUCUCUUCGCUGUCGACUGUCAGCACAAAUUAUUCAGACGGUGCCGCUUCUCUCCCUCUGCUGUCCAAUGACACAAAGGACUCUGUCCAUUGCCCAGAGUUUUCCAAUUGGAGUGAGGACGCCGAGCAGCUCGUUCGCGCUGGGUUGGCGAAGCUGGCUCAGCUGGCAAAAGAUGAGAACAAGAACGCGCCGGAGAAGUCGGAAGAGCAGUAUUUUUCUGAGCACCUCAGCAAGUUGAUCGCUGGCUGUGAUAUCAAAUUUGAUCCUUCAUACCUGAAGUAA
Molecule: messenger RNA, 519 nt
Organism: Sphaerulina musiva SO2202
Lineage: Eukaryota; Fungi; Ascomycota; Dothideomycetes; Mycosphaerellales; Mycosphaerellaceae
Exons: 3
Coding region: 1-519 (172 amino acids)
Source: RefSeq, a predicted model, not a curated record